Spinacia oleracea (spinach) is the source of this 975-nucleotide messenger RNA. RefSeq names its product DNA-directed RNA polymerase V subunit 7. Bases 207 to 734 code for a protein of 175 amino acids. Gene Ontology annotation, biological process: DNA-templated transcription initiation. Gene Ontology annotation, molecular function: single-stranded DNA binding; single-stranded RNA binding. The record is from RefSeq and is a predicted model, not a curated record. The transcript is spliced from 3 exons. NCBI's taxonomy places the organism in Eukaryota, Viridiplantae, Streptophyta, Magnoliopsida, Caryophyllales, Amaranthaceae.
UUUUUCAAUUUCCCCUCUUGAAUAACUCUACUGAAGCCUCAAAACCAGCUGUGACUCUGUGAGUAGUCGAAUAGUGGUGUUGGGGCACCAUUUCUGCAUUUCUCCUCCUCCAGAGUUCAGGGAUUGAAGACUAUCCUGUGAGUGCUGGAAAUUGCGAAAACUUGAUCCGGUCUUCCAUCUCUCCCAAUUUUAUUUUAUGGGAAACAAUGUUUAUCAAAGUACAACUGCCUUGGAAUGUGAUAAUCCCUUGUGAACAUAUGGAUGUGAAAGGUUUGAUGCUGCAGAAGUCAAUCAUACUACGACUGAUGGAAGAUUUUACAUCCAAGAAGGCAACCAAAGAGCUUGGUUAUCUGCUUGCAGUGACAACCCUGGACAACAUAGGAGAGGGGAGAGUCAGGCAGCAGACUGGAGAUGUUCUGUUUCCUGUUACCUUCAGUUGCCUCACCUUCAAGAUUUUCCGUGGAGAGGUUUUGGAAGGAACUGUACACAAAGUGUUGAGGCAUGGUGUGUUCUUGAGAUGUGGACCCAUCGAGACCAUAUUUCUUUCCGCUCAGAAGAUGCCUGGCUAUCAGCAUGUCCCUGGUGAAAGUCCUAUGUUCAUUAGUGAGAAGCAGUCAAAGAUUGAGAAAGAUGUUGUUGUGCGCUUUUGUGUCAUUGGGACUAAGUGGGUGGAGACUGAAAGGGAAUUUCAGGCCGUGGUUGGUUUGGAGGGAGACUAUCUUGGACCUGUCUGAUCUUAAAACUUGUUGCAUCUUUAAACUAAACCUGUCAACUUAUUCUCUAACUCUAGUAGGAUGUAAAUAUUUUGGUGUUACACCAUCAACUGUCUCUUGACUGUGUUACUCCUUUGGCUCAGAGAGUCAAGGCAUUGGCAACGCAAGUAUUACGACUGUCCAUCGUUUGUAAACCUGCAGAUGAGCUGAUUGUAAGCAUUUUCAACAUCAUGUGUAGAAUUCAGCCUCAAUUUUGCUUUCA